UAUCACGUAUCGGUCGUCGUUUAAGGACGAAAGGACAGAAGUCCACUUCGCACGAAGAAGUUCUUGCUAUGAAGACGAUUCUCAUCUUCGUGACAGUGAUAGUGGGAGCUCUCGCGGCACCCCAGGUUAAUCCAAAUGACAUCACGAUAGUAAAGCAGGAGGAGCAAAACAAUAUCGGGGUAGGUGGAUAUCACUUCAGUUAUGAACAAAGCGACGGUCAAAAGAGGGAAGAAACUGCAGAAUUGAAAAAUGAGGGAACUGACAAUGAAUCCCUCGAUGUUACCGGUAGCUUCACAUUUACUGCACCAGAUGGUCAUACCUUCAGGGUUGAUUACACCGCCGACGAAAAUGGAUUCCGCCCUACCAUCAAUCUCGUUUCGAAAUAAGAACGACUAAGAACUGAAGUUCCGCGCUAAUCGUAUCUAGGACUUCCUGACUAUCGACACACGCUAGUAUAAGUGUAUGAAAACAUCGUAAACGCACAUUUUAAUUCGCAUGACACGUGAUUCACUAUAUUGUAAACUCGAUCGUUUACAAAAUUGUUGAUUAUUGAUUUGAAAUAAUCGCCUUAAUUUGUUCAUCUUUAUGUAUCCAUUGUUAUUAUGAUUAUUAAUGAAAUAUACCUAUUAUCUUUUCUCUAUCUUUAUUAACACUAAAUUCACAGUUUGAGAUAGAGACAUCAUUGAUGGUUAACAUUCACUACACACAGAUAUACUGUAUUUUCUAUAGUAUUAUAUCAAAAGUCUUAAUACAAUAAUAAACAAGUAAGCUUGAAGCUACUUAUUAAAACGAUCUUUUUUUGAAAUAAAAAUUAUGACAACAAUAUACAUUGUAAUUGCAGUUAUGAAAUACGUGCCAAUGCAUAAACAAGUUAUUUUGCAUAGUUCCGAGAAGCUACUGCUAAACAUUUUGAACGAGAGACGUUAGAGGUUCCACUCACGAUUCAUUUUUAGAGAGGCGACGACAAACCACUCAUUUACACAUUUUAAAAUUCGCGUGAAAAUGAGUAAUUAUUUUUAUACCCUUAUUGUAUGUAUGUAAUA
Eufriesea mexicana is the source of this 1043-nucleotide messenger RNA. It is a transcript of the gene CPR28, whose product is annotated as cuticular protein 28. The transcript is spliced from 3 exons. The record is from RefSeq and is a predicted model, not a curated record. NCBI's taxonomy places the organism in Eukaryota, Metazoa, Arthropoda, Insecta, Hymenoptera, Apidae. Bases 69 to 386 code for a protein of 105 amino acids. Gene Ontology annotation, cellular component: chitin-based extracellular matrix. Gene Ontology annotation, molecular function: structural constituent of chitin-based larval cuticle.